Messenger RNA from Capsicum annuum, 1229 nucleotides. RefSeq names its product F-box protein At5g52880. The record is from RefSeq and is a predicted model, not a curated record. NCBI's taxonomy places the organism in Eukaryota, Viridiplantae, Streptophyta, Magnoliopsida, Solanales, Solanaceae. The coding region runs from base 176 to 1081 and encodes 301 amino acids. The transcript has 6 exons. Gene Ontology annotation, molecular function: protein binding.
AAACUAUAUAGGGCUCUUGAUUUUCACAGGAAAGUGUACACAGAGCGUACAAUAUUAGAGAAAAAACAAUCAAUCCUGUUUACAUAUUCGGAUCCAAACUCACAUCGCUGCCGAUUGAUUCUCUACCCUCCUCAAAAUUCACAAACCAUAUUCUUUAAAAUCUUACAACCACCAAAUGCAUAGUGUUGCUCGAAAUAGUAGAGUAGAGAUGAGAGGUUCAAUGGUGGAGAGGUAUCAAAAACUAGGGCUAAAACACUCGUUGAAUCAACCUUAUCGUUACCCAAUUGCUUGUGAUGAGCUAAGCAUUAUUAUAAAAAAUGCGUAUUCCAAACUUCCCAAAAAUCUUCAAUCACUCAUCUUCCAAGACUCCCUCGCCGCUUUUCGCCUCCUCCCUCAAAUGCAGACACAAGCGGCUAUAUCAGCAGCACAGGGCCUGCUUCACAGCAUGGAAGCUGCAUUACCAAAACAAAAGAAAGCUUUAGCUGCAUCUGAAUUCAAACAGGCUAUGGUUACUCAUAGGAGGCGUAGGAAGGUCCAACUAGUGUUAGAAGGUAGGAGCCAACUUCCUCAGGAUGUCCUUGUGCACGUAUUUGGUUUCUUAGAUUUAAAGUCUCUUGUUACUGCUUCUUUAGUCUGCAGGUCGUGGAAUGUGGCAGGUAGUGACAACCAUCUGUGGCAGUGUAUACAUAUUAGUUUUUUCGGGAAGUCAAGUGACAACCCAAACAUUAUCAGGCUUACCUAUGAUGUGGAGAGAAUUUCAUUUACUCCGGCAAAUAUCACUGCAGCUAAUGUUGACUGGAAAGAUGCUUUCAAGCGAACUUAUAGAGGAAUUUCAAUAAAGGUAACAUCCCAGAGGGGCUUUUGCAAGCAGUGCAAUUCAAUUGUUUGGCUGAGUAACUCCAGGUGUUCCAAUGAAUGCUAUGGGAAAAUUUCUGAUGAACAUCAGACCAUGCCUGCGUCACUUGAACAGAUCGUUGAAUAUGUAACAGAGGAGUCGAUACCUUCCUUGGAUAGUGAUACUGAUUCAGAUGACUCAGUUGAUGGCUUGUGGGCCUAUCCCAGGAGAUGUAGUAGCAUGUAGAUGAUCCUUAUUAAUAUAUCAAGACAUACGCAAUCAGUUAAUUGGCUGGGGAUUUAAAAAAUGAGAUGAAGGCUUGUAAUUAAUAUCCACUUGUUCAAUGGCACAGUUUGAGAAUAUCAAUCAAAGGUAACAGUCAAUUAGCCUUCUC